UCAAGUCAACACGACUGAAACUACUUGAUCACAAUUCACGGGCCAAUCACCAGCUCGAUGGCAAAGCUUCACAUCCAUGGAGUCCACGCCCCUACCUUCAUUCUCUUCUUCGUCUCUAUUCAGUACCCACUUCUUCUUCUCACUCUUUCCUCAGCCUACACAACUCAGACCAGUUACUUCAUCAAUUGUGGAUCAAGCAACAGCCAGAACUAUUCCAACAGGGUCUUUGUCCGUGACACGGGUUCUGACUCCAUCUCCUUCACAAAACAGAGUACCUCCGCCCAAUCCAGCAGCCAAUUCUCGAGCGUCUUACCUAUUUACAACACGGCAAGAAUCUUCAGAAACCCUUCGUCGCAAUACGCUCUUGAGGGAAUGGAUAGAGGUACUCACAUCGUGCGACUCCACUUUUUCCCUUUCGCUUCCACAAGCAAUCUCUCCGAGGCCGUGUUCGAUGUCUCUGUAGAUGGGCUCACGCUUCUCAGCAAUUUCCAAGUGCCCAGUAGUAACGGCUCUCUUGUGGUGGAGGAGUUCUUGCUUACCAUAAAUACUACUAAGUUCGUACUCUAUUUUCGUCCUCGAGGGUCAUCUUUUGCAUUUAUCAAUGCCCUUGAAGUGUUCCUUGUGCCUGAUAGAUUCAUUCCUGGUUCUGCUCCGAGUGUGGGCACUUUGGCGAUUAAUAGCAGCAACUAUAGCAGAAUUUCCUCCCAGGUUUUGCGCACGGUUUACCUUAUUAAUGUCGGAGGCGAUGAAGUAGCUCUGGGCGAUGAUCCUUUGUGGAGAAGUUGGGUUCCUGAUAGUAAUUACAUUCAUGUCCCAAACGCUGCACAAAAUAGCCCUAGCUAUGGGAGUGUUCUUAAUUACCAGGAUGAUCUAGACAAAUACUUAGCAUCGGAACGCGUUUACCGGACUGCUAAGGUGAUGAACGAAUCUGCUUGGGGAUUAUACCCCAACACCACCUGGAAUUUCAAGGUGAGCGCAAACGCCUCGCACUUGGUCCGGCUCAUUUCUGUGACAUCAUUAGCCUGUCUCUCAACAUGGUGCACUUCAAUCUUUAUAUUAAUGGGAAUUUCACUGAGUACAUCGACCCAUACAGUGUAAAUGGGUUUCGUCAGUCCUAUGUUCCUUUUCAUUAUGAUUUUGUGGUUCAGCCGG
Eucalyptus grandis is the source of this 1152-nucleotide messenger RNA. Its product is annotated as probable receptor-like protein kinase At2g23200. NCBI's taxonomy places the organism in Eukaryota, Viridiplantae, Streptophyta, Magnoliopsida, Myrtales, Myrtaceae. The record is from RefSeq and is a predicted model, not a curated record. The transcript has a single exon. Bases 58 to 1098 code for a protein of 346 amino acids. Gene Ontology annotation, molecular function: protein kinase activity.